Leopardus geoffroyi (Geoffroy's cat) is the source of this 3314-nucleotide messenger RNA. RefSeq names its product elongation factor for RNA polymerase II 3 (gene ELL3). The transcript has 11 exons. Gene Ontology annotation, molecular function: cis-regulatory region sequence-specific DNA binding. NCBI's taxonomy places the organism in Eukaryota, Metazoa, Chordata, Mammalia, Carnivora, Felidae. Gene Ontology annotation, biological process: transcription elongation by RNA polymerase II; snRNA transcription by RNA polymerase II; positive regulation of transcription elongation by RNA polymerase II. Bases 1635 to 2822 code for a protein of 395 amino acids. The record is from RefSeq and is a predicted model, not a curated record. Gene Ontology annotation, cellular component: transcription elongation factor complex.
UAAUUUUUUUUUUCAACGUUUAUUUAUUUUUGGGACAGAGAGAGACAGAGCAUGAACGGGGGAGGGGCAGAGAGAGAGGGAGACACAGAAUCGGAAACAGGCUCCAGGCUCUGAGCCAUCAGCCCAGAGCCCGACGCGGGGCUCGAACUCACGGACCGCGAGAUCGUGACCUGGCUGAAGUCGGACGCUUAACCGACUGCGCCACCCAGGCGCCCCCCCACUUGCCUCCUCUUAUAGCACUGUUCCUUCCCUCUUCUCUGAAAAAUUUGACAAUUCUGGGCUCUCCUUUGAGUUUAAAUCCAGGAAAAUCCAACAAAAGUCCACAGAUGUCAUCUGAGAAGAAAAGGAACACUGGGACACCAGCUUUACCCACUGCCACACUGUUUAUCAAAUUAAGAAACUGUCACACAGAGAAGCAGAAAGACCCAAAGAGAUGGAAAGAUAAAUGUUUUUGUUAUUGGAGUUGGAGAUUUAUUACACCAUUUUUUAAAAUUACCUUUAUUGAGGACUAAUUUACAUGCAUUAAAAUAUACAUAUUUUAUGUGUACUGUUUGAUGAGUUUUGACAAAUGUAUAUAGGUAAUCUAAUUUGGGAUGGAGGGCAUUAAGGUCACCUGGGGUUAUGUAGGUCCAGGGGUUUAACAGAGGGAUCCUGGCCAGGGAAGAGAACAUCAAGACUCUUGGAAAACAUACUCAAACAGAGACAAGUGGAGACACCAGGGCCAACCUGAAAUUGUUCCUGGGGUCUCUAUGCACCAGGAUCUGAACCUCCAGAAUGUCUCACAACUUCGUGGCACCUCUUGGCCCUCCUGAGGGAGUGGGCCAGCUGCCUUUCACACCAGUCUCACGUGUAUAUGCCAGGAGCGGUGACCUGUGACUGAGCCCUCCUUCUCUGCUCUGCAACUCUCCUGCCAAUACCCACACCCCUCAUCCUCGCCUACCGGUGGGGAUGGGAGGGGUCCGUUCCAGACCACGACAGCCAAUUUUCACCGCUGCCAGACACCCACCGGGUCUGAUUUUCUCUCCAGCCUCAGUUAGAAAUCGUCUUCGAGUCCUCGGCAGCACCGCAGGCCGGAAAAAGCAAAAGGGCCGCGCCAGGUGUUGGCAUCAGAAAUACUCCUUUGGGUCUGCCAUUCUCUGGUCCCUGGGAGCUCUUGGCCUCUGAGGUGCGAUCUACUGAGCCAGCCCAGCAACCAGGUCCGCUCCCGCCUCCUCAGCUUCUGAAAUAUUCUAGGGGUUGCAGGUUCAGCUUCACUUAGAGACAGCAACUCCGACUUCAGGUUGGCUAGGGAAACUGAGGCACGACUGGGGAUUUUAGGUGAGGGGUCUAAAGUUGGCCGCAGACUUUACUCCUGUAACUGCGAUAACCCCUAUCGAAAGCCCAGUGUGGUGCGUGCAGAUCUAAGAAACCAGUGGGCCGGUUUGCGCAGACAUCUGGGGGAUAGCGAAGCACCGCCCAAGCGGCUGGGAAACCUCAGGGGUGGCGCUGGCUGGAGGUGGGGCCAGGGGUGGGUCCUGGCGGAGGGCGGGGCCGACCUGGACUACCAGGAGUGCCAGCCUAGCCCUGUACAGCAGAGGUGGUGGUAGUCGCCUUUGCCCUUGGUUCUUGUUCUGCUUGCGCUCGACCUCGCAGCCAUGGAGGCACCCCAGGAGCUUCUGAGUGGGAAGCUCCAACUCUGCUUCACCCCCGCUGCCGGGACCAGCCUCCUGAUGCUCAGGCUGAACGACGCGGCGUUGCGGGCGCUGCAAGAGUGUCGGCGGCAACAGGUUCGGCCAGUGAUCGCUUUCCAAGGCAACCGAGGGUAUCUAAGGUUCCCAGGACCUGGCUGGUCCUGCCUCUACUCCUUCAUAGUGUCCCAGUGUGGCCAAGAGGGCCCUGGUGGCUUGGACCUUGUGUACCAACGCUUAGGCAGAUCUGGGCCUAACCACCUCCACUGCCUGGGCCCACUCAGGGAACGCCUCACUAUUUGGGCAGCCAUGGAUUCCAUCCCUGCCCCAUCUUCAGUUCAGAGACACAAUCUAACUGACAGUGCCAGAGAUCCUGAGAGUUGGCAGAACAUAGGAGACUAUUCUGAGGAAGACACAGUUUCACAGCCACAAAUGGUACUAAAAGAGGUGCCAGAUCCCCUGGCAAGCAGCCAAAGACAGUCACUCCCAGGAUCCUCAGAGGAACACAUGGCACAGUGGGAAGUGAGAAACCAGACCCAUCUUCCAAACAGAGAACCUGAUCAGGCACUGCCUUCCUCAGCUAGCCAGAAACAUUCAGACAAGAAGCGUCCAGCACCUGCAACCACUAGAAAACUAAAAGAAAAGAGGCUCAGAACCCUGCCUUUAGCUCCAAGUCCCCUACAAGCACUGCCCAGUGAGGACCUGCAAGAGGGAGAUUGGGAGCAAGAAGAUAAAGAUGAAGACAUGGGCUCCAGGCUGGAACACAGUCCCUCAGUUCAAGCAGAUUCUGAAUCCCCAAGCCCUGAAGAAGUACCAGAUUAUCUCCUGCAAUACACAGCCAUCCACAGUGCAGAGCAGCAACAUGCUUAUGAGCAGGACUUUGAGAUGGAUUAUACUGAAUACCGCAUCCUCCAUGCUCGUGUUGGGGCUGCAAGCCAAAGGUUCAGAGAGCUGGGAGCGGAGAUCAAGAGAGUUCAGCAAGGAACUCCAGAACAUAAGGUGCUGGAAGAAAAAAUAGUCCAGGAAUAUAAGAAGUUCAGGAAGCGGUAUCCAGGUUACAGGGAAGAAAAGCGUCGCUGUGAGUACCUGCAUCAGAAAUUGUCCCACAUUAAAGGUCUCAUCCUGGAGUUUGAGGAAAAAAACAGGGGCAGCUGAAGCUAUCAGAAGGCUCUUUACCCUCUCUCUGCUCAGUGAGAUAUGAAGGAACAAAGCAACUAUAAACUGCAGAGUGCAAUUGUCUGCUCUUCUUAUUGCUGAGUCCAUGGUGGCAAGUACGAGAGCUCUUCUAUUCUCUUUUAUUUCACUUUCAUUGUUGUCGCAUUUUACUUUUUAGGAUGUGGGCACAGUGCCAAGAUUCCACAACUGUGCCCAGGAGACUAGGAAGAGUAGCAGAGGCUUGGCUUCUUCAUCUUUAGUUCAGCCAAGUUAUUUUCAAAUCCUGAGAAAUGACACCAUUCCCAGGACAAGAUACCUUGAGAACAUUAGAAUUUAGCCUGGUAGCCUCCCUAAAGCAACAGUAGAGAGAACUUUUGGUAACAGAGCUAAAAGAACUUGUAAUACACCUGGAUAUAAUGGGAAAGGGCUUAGUUGUUCCCCAUGUACUAAAAGUGAAUUCUUUUACAAACAUGGCCAAAAAAUGAAAACUGA